This is a messenger RNA of Thlaspi arvense, 1470 nucleotides long. Lineage: Eukaryota; Viridiplantae; Streptophyta; Magnoliopsida; Brassicales; Brassicaceae. The record is from the annotation of a GenBank genome assembly.
CUCAAGAGAGGCCCUCUUUGGCCUUUUCAUCCUCUCUUUUUCGUUCCUCUCCUCCACAAUUCUCUCGAGCGAAGAGGAAACCAACAAUGGUUCGUGCAUCAGAGCAAGAGCAGGAGGGGUAUAGAAGCAGGCUCUUCAAUUUCAAAUGGCGGAACAAUGACAACAAUGCAGGAAAACAUGCCAAGAGUCUCAGCGCCGAAACCGAUGAAAGAGCGCUUCUCCAAGCUGUUGCUGGGGGAGGAUAAUUCCGGUGGAGGCAAAGGAGUCUCGUCUGCUCUCGCCCUCUCAAACGCAAUCACAAACGUUGCAGCUUCCGUGUUCGGAGAGCAACGGCGUUUGGAGCCAAUGCCUGCAGAGAGAAGAGCAAGAUGGAGAAGAGAGAUUGAUUGGCUUCUCUCCGUGACUGACUACGUCGUUGAGUUUGCUCCAUCGCAGCAAAAAAACAAAGAUGGAACCAAUAUGGAGAUAAUGACCACACGCCAACGCACUGACCUCCACAUGAACAUUCCCGCCUUGAAGAAGCUGGACGCUAUGCUUAUCGAUUGUCUAGAAAAUUUCAAGGACCAAAGCGAGUUCAGCUACGUUUCAAAAGACUCGUCUGACUCAGAUGACGCAAACGCUAAAAAAAAUGACGACAAAUGGUGGAUUCCGACAGUAAAAGUUCCGCCAGAUGGUCUAUCAGAAGCCUCUCGAAGGUUCUUGCAGUACCAGAAAGAUUGUGUAAACCAGGUUCUCAAGGCAGCCAUGGCCAUAAACGCGCAGGUUUUGUUCGAGAUGGAGAUCCCUGAGAGCUACAUCGACUCUCUCCCCAAGAACGGGAGGGCGAGUCUUGGAGAUCAGAUGUACAGGAAUAUAACAGUGGACUUCUUCGACCCAGACCAGUUCCUGAGCACCAUGGACAUGUCAUCCGAGCAUAAGAUUGUCGACCUCAAAAACAGAAUUGAGGCGUCAAUAGUCAUCUGGAAACGCAAAAUGGUUCAGAAGGACAGUAAAUCAUCCGCCCCCUGGGCCUCCGGCGUCAGUCUCGAGAAGCGAGAGGUCUUCGAAGACCGAGCUGAGACUAUUUUGCUCAUCCUCAAGCAAAGACACCCUGGGAUUUCUCAGUCUUCUCUCGACAUCAGCAAGAUCCAAUUCAACAAGGAUGUGGGUCAGGCAGUGUUAGAGAGCUAUUCGAGAAUACUAGAGAGCUUGGCGUACACUGUGCUAUCAAGAAUCGAUGAUGUUCUAGAGGCAGAUCGAGCAGGGAACAAGAAGAGCACGCCGAGGGAAUCAGAGGAAGAGACGCUGGUGGGUAGCAUGACGUUGUCGGACUUCAUGGGAUGGGAUUUCGAUCAAGGAAACGGUGACUUGGAGUCGAAGAAGGAUACGAUGAAUGAUCAAUUGGUGAAGGAGAAGAUAAGCGUCGUCACCACCAAGAAGACAUCAUACCUCGAAACCCUAGGUGGCGUCAAGAGUCCAACGGCGCGGCAU